Messenger RNA from Conger conger (European conger), 654 nucleotides. RefSeq lists its product as uncharacterized. NCBI's taxonomy places the organism in Eukaryota, Metazoa, Chordata, Actinopteri, Anguilliformes, Congridae. Bases 1 to 654 code for a protein of 217 amino acids. Gene Ontology annotation, biological process: response to bacterium. The record is from RefSeq and is a predicted model, not a curated record. The transcript has 4 exons.
AUGCUGAAUUAUCAAUCAGAUGCUGUGUUUUUGAAUGAGUUUAAAAACAGUACACGUCUCAGAGCUAAGAGAGCAAACGGAAGCUUUAACCUGACUGUCUCACAUGUAGAGCCAUCAGAUUCAGCGACAUACUACUGCGCUUUUAUAUUCUACCAUGAGAUCAGCUUUGGAGAUGGGAGUACCUUAAUGGUGACGGAGUCCCAGAGCAGGACAGUAGUGCUGCAGCAGCCCGAGUCUGAGUCAGUGCAGCCAGGAGACUCUGUGACUCUGCAGUGUACAGUACACACUGAGACCUGUGCAGGAGAACACAGUGUGCACUGGUUCAGACCGGGAUCAGGAGAGUCCCCUCCAGGAAUCAUUCACACCCAUGGACACAGGAGUGAUGAGUGCCAGAGGAGCUCUGGGACUGUGUCUCCCACACAGAGCUGUGUCUACAACUUCCCCAAGAGGAUCCUCAGCCUCUCUGAUGCUGGGACUUACUACUGUGCUGUGGCCACCUGUGGGGAGAUCUUGUUUGGGAACGGGACCAAGCUGGAUGUUGAGGGAAAUGAAGCGUUCCUUUAUUGCUUGGCGGGAGCUUUGGCGUUGAGUGUGAUCCUACAUAUUGUCCUCGCUCUGAGCAGGAGAAAAAACGGUGAGAGCUGCAAAGCAUAA